AUGAAUAAGAUCUGCUCUAACUGCUCUGCCAAGAAAUGGGCGGACGAACCUAAUGGUAUUUGCUGUGCUUCAGAAGUCAAUAAAAGCUUUGAGAAUUACGCUAAUAAAGGGAGCACCGGCCGAGUCCGGCGCGUCUGGCUGUGCCGGGCGACCCGCGCCCCCGAGCCUCCGCCCGCCGCGCUGCUGGCGCCGCGCACUCAACGUCGACCCGCCCUGGCAGCGCGCACGGGCCCGCUGACGCCACACCACGCAACACACCUGACACUUGUGGACUAG
Molecule: messenger RNA, 276 nt
Organism: Parnassius apollo (apollo)
Lineage: Eukaryota; Metazoa; Arthropoda; Insecta; Lepidoptera; Papilionidae
Source: the annotation of a GenBank genome assembly